AUGGAUGCUUUAAGGGAAAUGCCAGGGUAUGAAAAAAUGAUGAAGGACCUGAUGUCGCAAAAAUUUGACUUCCAGGACUUGUCCACUGUAACUCUGACACAGACCUGCAGUGCGGUAGGGACAAGGCCUAUGGCUCAAAAGGUGUCUGAUCCAGGUAGUUUCACUAUCCCAUGCACCAUUGGGGGUUAUGCUUUUGCUAAAGCAUUGUGUGACUUGGGAGACAGUAUAAACUUGAUGCCCUUGGCAAUCUAUACAAAACUGGGCAUUGGUAGAGCUAGACAGACCUCCAUGUUGCUGCAACUGACUGAUCGCACAGUCAAAAGACUGACAAGAAUUCUUGAUGAUGUGCUUGUUCAAGUGGGAAAAUUUAUUUUCCCUGCAGACUUCGUCAUUCUUGACUGUCAAGUGGAUGAAGAUAUACCAAUCAUUCCGGGAAGACCGUUUUUAGCCACUGGGAGAGAAUUGAUUGAUUGUGAGACGGGAGAAUUGAAAAUGAGGUUGAACAAUGAAGAAAUAAUAUUCAAUGUUCAACACUCUAUGAGGAGACCCAGCGAAUUUGCAAAUUGCUCGCUAGUGGAGGCCGUAGAUGUAAUACUACAAGAGGAAGAUGAGACUAUUAAUGUCAGGGAUACGUUACAAGCCUGCUUGAUGAAUCUGGAAAAUGUGGAUGGUGAGGAGUUGGCAGAGUGGGUCAUGGCUCUCGAAGGUCAAGGGUUCUGGAAAAGGGAACCCAGCUCGAGCCCCUACACUUAG
This is a messenger RNA of Nicotiana attenuata, 753 nucleotides long. RefSeq lists its product as uncharacterized. The record is from RefSeq and is a predicted model, not a curated record. The transcript has a single exon. The coding region runs from base 1 to 753 and encodes 250 amino acids. NCBI's taxonomy places the organism in Eukaryota, Viridiplantae, Streptophyta, Magnoliopsida, Solanales, Solanaceae.